This is a messenger RNA of Aphidius gifuensis, 3226 nucleotides long. RefSeq names its product dolichyl-diphosphooligosaccharide--protein glycosyltransferase subunit STT3B (gene Stt3B). Gene Ontology annotation, biological process: post-translational protein modification. Lineage: Eukaryota; Metazoa; Arthropoda; Insecta; Hymenoptera; Braconidae. The transcript is spliced from 5 exons. The coding region runs from base 365 to 2707 and encodes 780 amino acids. Gene Ontology annotation, molecular function: dolichyl-diphosphooligosaccharide-protein glycotransferase activity. The record is from RefSeq and is a predicted model, not a curated record. Gene Ontology annotation, cellular component: membrane.
UUCGAAGUGUACAGUGGUGUACAUAUAUAUAUUGUACAUAUAAUUACAUGUAUAUAGAAAAAAAAAUAAAUCUAAUAAUUUUUUUUUUCUUCUCUUCAAUAAUUUGUGAAGAAGAUUGGUUCACUGGUGACUUGAUAAUCACUGGUGUGGUGAGCUGAUGUGGUGGUGACACGGUGGCCUCUUCGUGAUUGUAAUCAAAAUUACUACGUGUCGUUUUUUUUUUUUUUCCUUUUCAUCGUCGUGGCAUUUUAUGAAAGAAAAAAAAAUAAAAUAAAAUAGUUUAUACAAACAGUAUCAUUAAAUAAUUAAAAACUAAAUGAUUAUUAUAUAAAAAUAUUAUAAAUUAAAAUAAAGUUUUUUAAAAAUGCAGUCUAAAUCAAGUACUGCUAAAAAAGUUGUUUUGCCGGAUAAAAAACCAAUGGCAAAACAGAUGAAAUCAUCCACGUUGACAAAUGCCGCUGGACUUAGUUCAUUAAUAACAUUUACUGUUCUUUUACUUGCAUGGAUAUCUGGUUUUGCAUCAAGAUUAUUUGCAGUAAUAAGAUUUGAGAGUAUUAUUCAUGAAUUUGAUCCAUGGUUUAAUUACAGAGCAACAGCAUACAUGGUACAACAUGGUUUUUAUAAUUUUUUAAAUUGGUUUGAUGAAAGAGCAUGGUAUCCACUUGGACGUAUUGUUGGUGGUACUGUUUAUCCAGGUCUUAUGAUAACAUCCGGUGCAAUACAUUAUGUACUUCAUUCAAUAAACAUUCCAGUACAUAUUAGAGAUAUAUGUGUAUUUUUAGCACCAAUAUUUAGUGGUUUAACAUCAAUAUCAACAUAUUUAUUGACAAAAGAAUUAUGGAGUUCUGGUGCUGGGCUAUUUGCUGCUUGUUUUAUUGCAAUUGCACCUGGUUAUAUAUCAAGAUCAGUUGCUGGAAGUUAUGAUAAUGAAGGAAUUGCAAUAUUUGCAUUACAAAUAACAUAUUAUUUUUGGGUUAAAUCAGUUAAAACUGGAUCAAUAUUAUGGGCAUCAUUAACUGCAUUAUCAUAUUUUUACAUGGUAUCAGCAUGGGGUGGUUAUGUAUUUAUAAUCAAUUUAAUACCAUUUCAUGUAUUUGUAUUAUUGGUUAUGAAUAGAUAUAGUAAUCGUUUAUUUGUCAGUUAUACAACAUUUUAUAUACUUGGAUUAUUAUUCAGUAUGCAAAUUCCAUUUGUUGGUUUUCAACCAAUAAGAACAUCUGAGCAUAUGGCUGCUGGUGGUGUAUUUGGUCUAUUAAUAUUCAUAGCAACACUAAGAUAUCUUCGUACUGUAUUGAGUAAAAAUGAAAUGAAAUAUUUUGCUGGUAUUGUUGGUGUACUUGCUGUUAUAUUAUUAGUUGCUGUAACAUUAUUAACAUAUGCUGGUGUUGUUGCACCAUGGAGUGGAAGAUUUUAUAGUUUAUGGGAUACUGGUUAUGCUAAAAUUCAUAUACCAAUAAUAGCAUCAGUAUCAGAGCAUCAACCAACAACAUGGUUUAGUUUCUUUUUUGAUCUUCAUAUACUUGUAACAACAUUUCCAGUUGGUUUAUGGUAUUGCAUAAAACGUAUUAAUGAUGAACGUGUAUUUGUUGUUUUAUAUGCAUUAAGUGCAGUUUAUUUUGCUGGUGUUAUGGUUAGAUUAAUGUUAACAUUAACACCAGUUGUAUGUAUGCUUGCUGGUGUUGCAUUUAGUGUAUUAUUAGAAUUAUUUUUAAAAGAAGAAGAUAAUAAUACACGUGAUACAAAUAAUGUUGGUGAUAGUAGUGAUGAAGAAACUGAUAAUGAACAUGAAAAAAGUCCUGGACGUGGUCUUUAUGAUAAAGCUGGUAAAUUAAGAAGAAUGAAACAUGAAAAACAAAAGGGUAAUGUUGAUGGUCUUGGUUCAAAUUUAAGAAAUGGUAUUGUCAUUGGUUUAUUAAUGUUAUUAAUGAUGUUUACUGUACAUUGUACAUGGGUUACAAGUAAUGCAUAUUCAAGUCCAUCAAUUGUUCUUGCAUCAUAUAGUAGUGAUGGUGGACGUAGUAUACUUGAUGAUUUUAGAGAAGCAUAUUAUUGGCUUGCACAAAAUACACCACAAGAUGCACGUGUUAUGUCAUGGUGGGAUUAUGGUUAUCAAAUUGCUGGUAUGGCUAAUAGAACAACACUUGUUGAUAAUAAUACAUGGAAUAAUUCACAUAUUGCACUUGUUGGUAAAGCAAUGAGUUCAACUGAACCAAAAGCAUAUGAUAUUAUGACAUCACUUGAUGUUGAUUAUGUACUUGUUAUAUUUGGUGGUAUGAUUGGUUAUUCUGGUGAUGAUAUUAAUAAAUUUUUAUGGAUGGUAAGAAUUGCUGAAGGUGAACAUCCACAAGAUAUACGUGAAAGUGAUUAUUUUACUGAACGUGGAGAUUUUCGUGUUGAUGCUGAAGGAUCACCAACAUUAUUAAAUUCACUUAUGUAUAAAUUGAGUUAUUAUCGUUUUGGUGAAGUUACUGUUGAUUAUAGAUCACCAGCUGGUUAUGAUCGUACACGUAAUGCUGAAAUUGGUAAUAAAAAUUUUAAACUAACAUAUUUGGAUGAAGCAUAUACAACUGAACAUUGGCUUGUUAGAAUUUACAGAGUUAAAAAACCUAGUGAAUUUAACAGACCUAAAAUUCCACUAUCUGAACGUACAAUUACACGACCAACAAGCAGCUAUCAUAGUAAAAAGUUAUGGGGGGCUCGACAUUAAUGUUUCAGACUACACGUCGUAAGAAGGGCUUCAUCAAAGGCCGACCGACCAUCGUCAAAGGACAGAAACCACAAAAGAGAGUGUAAAUAUAAAUAUCUGCUGAAAUCUUUAUCCAAUUAGUCAAAAAAAAAAAUACACACACACACAUUCUGAUCCAAUUUUUCAAUAAACUCUAAAACCACCGUCCUAUUUGAAGGAAAAUUAAGAAUGAAAAUAAUAAAAAAAAAAAACAAAAGUAAUAAUAGUAAUAAUAAUAAUAAAAAUAAUAUUUAAAUAUUGCGUGGAAAAAAAAAAAAAAAAUUAAUAAUACAUCGUACAUUUGAACAUUCAAUACGACGACUAUCAAGAGAUUUUUUUCUUCUAAUAUUUUUUUUUUUUUUAUUUCUUGAUAAUGUGAUGCCAAUGUGUUAUGGUAAUUUGAAAAAAAAGGAGAAAAAAAACGUGGUUAAUACACAUCUGUAGCUGCAUUCCAUUAAUUAUUAUUAUUUUUUUUUGUUUGUAAUUAAAACACGAAUAAUU